AUGUCCGUGAAACUCCUGAAAGAACUGUUUACGCGGUGUACACAAAAUGUUCAAUUCCUCUGCAAUGGCUGGUUCUACAGACAGAUAGACCACGUGGCGAUGGGCUCACCACUUGACCCUUUUCUCGCAAAUGUCUUUAUUGGCAAGAUUGAGAAAACGAGUCUAAGGGAGACCAUCAAUGAUCUCGAAUUUUACUGUCGAUGCACGGAUGACAUCUUUUGCGAGACAGACCAUAACACUGACGUCGACGUCGUGGUCAGGAAGUUUAACAGCGCGCAUCCAUCACUGAAGGUUUCUGCAGAGGCUAAGGUGUGGGCGGUCACUUGCGAUAAGGCAUGGCAGCGCAUGCCAUAUAUCAAGGAUGUGUCGGAAGCGACCAAACGCAUUGCCGCCGGAAUAGGCGUUGGAAUCGCACAUCAUCCCAAGGCUACAGUGCGCAGCCGGGUCAUGAGGAUCAAGGAUCGACUAAAUCCCAGUGAGCAGUCGAGUGUAGUGCAUCGCAUACCAUGUUUAUACUGUCCUGUAAAUUACACGGGACGGACUGGACGCAUGCUAGGUUCGCGCAUACACGAACACAAGUCGGCUGUUCGACAGGGUGAUGCAUUAUCGCAAGUUUGCAUCGGGGAGGAUAAAUCGGAAUGGGUUGACGUAGUUAGUGAGGUUCCUCAAGGCUCCGUUCUCGGUCCUCUA
Molecule: messenger RNA, 690 nt
Organism: Dibothriocephalus latus
Lineage: Eukaryota; Metazoa; Platyhelminthes; Cestoda; Diphyllobothriidea; Diphyllobothriidae
Source: the annotation of a GenBank genome assembly